AAUGUUUUGCGUUAUUCUAAUGUGGAAAAGCAUUCAGUUAGUACUUGACCUCAUUGUAUUGAUCGUGGUUCGUUUUGAAACUAUUUAUCAGUUCCAAAUAAGACGGAAUCCGAUAUGGGGCUGAACAGCAGCAUUCUGCAGCCAGAAGAGCUGAUAGACUUUAAAAAACUUGCCCCCAAUGUGAGCUUGGAUGCGGUAAAUAUUCCCGAAAUCCCAGCCAAUAGGAAAGCCACAAAUGUGCGCUGGCUCAUCACCUUAAUAGCAUCCAUCGUUAUUCUGAUCCCGUUUCUGAUCUACACGAUGAUGCACUCAGACAUUAAGAGGCUCACUGUGGGAUACGAUAGCUGUGGGGACGUUUGUGGGGAGAUCAAUCAGCAUCGGGAUGGAGUUGCGUGUUCUGGCCAGGAUUUGACUACUAAACCCUAUAUAAAAUACGACGAUACAUUUGCUGGGGCGGACUCUUCGACAUGGACGAUAAAACGAGGCUCCUGCCUAGCAACUUGCCCCAAUGAAUAUCUGGUCUAUAACGGGGUUUGUUUGAAACAAUCGACCAUCCGCCACCAAAACGCUAUGAAGAGUACUGUUGACUAUGACUACGAAAACUAUGAUUCGCAGAUUGAGGAUGAAGAUUUAGCUUCCUAUUACGCCAGUAUCAAGUGGCAGCUGAUAAUUUCCUGCUUUUUAUCAAUACUUAUCGCCAUGGGCCUGUUGAUCCUCUUCCGAUUCAAUGUGAGCUUUAUGGUCUGGGCAAUUUUGAUUGGUAGCGUGCUGGCCCUGUUUGUUUUCGCCAUUUUCGCUUGGAUUGUGUCGCAGCAGAUGACGGUUGGGAUAAUUCUGUCCGUAUGUGCUGUCCUUUAUGGCAUUCUCUUAAUAUGCUUCAGGAAAAGGGUCCAGCUGGUUAUUUUGAUGCUGAAAGAGGCCACAAAGGCGGUUUUCCGAAUGCCCAGAUUGAUGGCCGUUCCUUUUGUUUGUUUUAUAACCAUUGGUAUUAUCACGGCCGUAUGCGGCCUAUUGACUGCCUACAUGUUGUCUUCUGGAACACUGCAAGCGGACGCACAAGACUCGCACAGCUACGUGAUGAACCCCGUGAUGAUCGCAUCAAUCGUCCUCAACAUCGUGGUCUAUUUGUGGAUUUGCCAGUUUCUGAUGGGAAUCCAGUACAUGAUUAUCGCCGGCGCUGUUUGCAAAUGGUACUUCUGCAGAGACAAGAACCUUCUCUCGAGCCCCAUUCUGACUUCUGCAGGCAUCACUUUCAAGUACCACUUGGGUACGAUCUCAUUGGGUUCCCUGAUUAUCCUGCAGAUACAGAUUUUCAAGGCGCUGCUAAAAGUGAUGAUGAGCCAUAGAUGGUGUCGGAACAUUGCUGUUGCAUGUCUCAAUUAUUUCGAAGAAAUCUUCAGAUUUCUGUCCAAAAAUUCAUACAUAGUCACCGCUAUGCAUGGUCAAGGGUUCUUCCAAUCGGGCAAACGAGCGGUCAAAUUAUUAGUGCAGAAUAUCAGCAACGUUAUCGCCUUGAACUUCAUUGGGGACUUUGUUUUGGCAGUGGCUGUGGUGAUUGUUGUAGUGAUCAGUGUUUCAGUAUCGGCCUUUAUUUUCUAUUUAGCACCGGGCACAACGUAUGAAUACAUUACUAUGCCUUAUCUGAUCGUUGGUUGUGUGUCUUUAGUUGCCGGGACAAUUACUUUUGGAGUUAUUGAGUCAACUGUGGACACAGUCUAUCUUUGCUACUGUGAAGACGUGUUGCUAAACGAUGGACGAAACAGGCCCUACUUCAUGUCCCGGGCGCUAAUGGAAUUUUUCGAAAAAUCGAAAAAGGCCUAUAAAAAGUGAAAAUGGGGCGUCCCUGGUAUAUGCGCUAGUAUUCGCAUAACAUUACCAGCAAAUUGGGCUUCGUUGAUUAUCUAAUUUGCUUUUCAAACGAAGACAAUUAAAUGUAAUAAAAUAAAUUGUAAUUUCUUUACUGAAAAUAAUGCGCGACUGCUAUUGAAUAUCAAUAGUACUUUACUUUGGCUUGCCUCAGGCAAGCCCUCUGGAUAAGUGUGACUUCAAAAUUUAUAUUACGAAAAAACGCACUUACUAUUACGUAAUACAUAAUAAGUUUAAUUAAUUUAAUUUUUGUAACCAACGCUUCGUUGAGCUGGAAAUAAAACUCUUUCCAGUCA
Messenger RNA from Dendroctonus ponderosae (mountain pine beetle), 2162 nucleotides. Its product is annotated as choline transporter-like protein 1. The transcript has 13 exons. Gene Ontology annotation, cellular component: membrane. Lineage: Eukaryota; Metazoa; Arthropoda; Insecta; Coleoptera; Curculionidae. Gene Ontology annotation, molecular function: transmembrane transporter activity. The record is from RefSeq and is a predicted model, not a curated record. Gene Ontology annotation, biological process: transmembrane transport. The coding region runs from base 115 to 1830 and encodes 571 amino acids.